AUGGCCAGGCAGAGCCUUGGUCUUGAAGAUGUUUCUCUGUCUCCAGAACCACUGGGCUUGAGCUUAGAAUUUCAAGAGCCUUUGUACAAGGAGGAGACUGUUGUUGAUCAUUUGUUAGAGGUUGACGAUGAGGAUGAUUGGAGAGAAAGGUACGACAAAGCCAGACUGGCCAACAUGAUCCCGUGUGACCCAUAUAAUUACAACUCUGCUGGCCUUUCAGGGAUGGAGGCUUUCUCUUCAUGGCCAUUCACUGACAAUGAGCCAUGUAUUGGGUGUCCUUCUCAUACCAAGAUGGCUGCCCGUGAAGAACCUAUAGAGGAAAUCGAGUACGUGUCUCCACAGCUGAGCUACCAAGAGCUGAAGGAGGAAAAUUCCAUGUUGAGGAGGAAGAUCAAGAGGAUCCAGAACUACUCUGAAAGCCAGACACACAUGGUAAGAAAUCUUGAGAGGACGCUCCAAGCCACUAUGAACAAAGAGGAGAAAGAGGCUCAGGAUUUGGAAGCAUUGGUACAACAUGCAGAACAAAGCCUCCAGUGCAUGACUCAAAGAGCUCUGAAGGCAGAAAGUGACAUGGAGAAGAUGAAGCAAGAGAUGGCAUUACUCCAGGCUGAGCUGACUUGCUACAAAGUGGAGAAUGAAAGCCUGAGAUCUGGCCAGUCCACCAACAUGGGAGCAGUAAAACAGCAUGUUGAUGUUGCUUUGCAGAACCUCCUCCGGGUCACCAACCAUGCCCAUGCCACCAUCAACCAACUGGUUUUUGGAGCUGAAACACUGAGCCUCGUUGCUGAGCUUCUUAAAUCUGUAGGCAGAAUGUCAGAACUAGAGAAUGAAGAUGGAGAAAAGAAACUAACUUAA
This is a messenger RNA of Anolis sagrei ordinatus, 855 nucleotides long. Its product is annotated as endosome-associated-trafficking regulator 1-like. Lineage: Eukaryota; Metazoa; Chordata; Lepidosauria; Squamata; Anolidae. Gene Ontology annotation, cellular component: recycling endosome; midbody; early endosome. The record is from RefSeq and is a predicted model, not a curated record. Gene Ontology annotation, biological process: positive regulation of protein localization to cilium; positive regulation of cilium assembly; regulation of cytokinesis.